Fomitopsis serialis is the source of this 2026-nucleotide messenger RNA. Its product is annotated as glycoside hydrolase family 79 protein. The record is from RefSeq and is a predicted model, not a curated record. Bases 192 to 1769 code for a protein of 525 amino acids. The transcript is spliced from 9 exons. Lineage: Eukaryota; Fungi; Basidiomycota; Agaricomycetes; Polyporales; Fomitopsidaceae.
UGGCGCGUCAAAUGAUUCAGCGUAUUCAUAGCGUGUGGGGAUCAGAGAGCUCAGUCCCACAGGGUGAAUGGCCACGGACCAUCAACGUUUCCACAACUUGAACUUCGAGGAUCGCCGACUUGAUCUCGGGCCUGGCGCCGGUAUAUAAAAGCCCUUCGGUCCUGGCGGCUUCCGAUGUUCCUUUUGCCCCGAUGUACUCUCAGGCUCUCUUGGCCGUUCUGGCCUUCAGCGUUGCUCGCGUCGUCAACGCGGCGAAUGUGUCUGUGGACGUCCCAGUCCUCCAACCAACGAAGUCGUUGCCCCUCGCGUCAACGCUGCUUUCGUUCUCCAUCGAGCAGGAUAACUGGCCUGAAUGGAGUGGCAUUGACGAGCGAAACGAAUUCACGUACAGCGCGUUGACGACCUACGCCAACCUUACUGGACAACCGCCCAAGUUACGCGUCGGUGCUGAUUCGGAAGACCACACAGUCUGGUCACCUACAGUGACGAUUAACGAAGACGUGUUCCCACCUUCGAAUGCAAUCACGCCUUACCCUGAGGCUACUAACAUCACUGUUGGCAGCGAGUACUAUACGCUCGUGAAAUGGCUUCCGUCAGGUACCCACAUGGUUUGGGGAGUUAACCUCGGCUUCAACAAUGCUACGAACGCAGUCAACAUGGUGAAAGCCAUCAUAAACGCCUUCGCUUCACCUGAUGUCAUCGAAUCUGGUGUCAUCCUUGAACGCAUCGAAGUUGGCAAUGAGGCGGAUCUCUAUGGCAACAACGGCCUCCGCCAGAAGGGCAACUGGACUGUCGAGGAUUACGUUCCUGACUGGGAGUCUAUCGCCGAUCCUGUCGUCGAGGCAGCGGGAAUCUACAGCAAGAACGGAUCUGUCAGCCUUCAGGGGGCAGCAUUCGCAUCACAGGCGUUUACUCCUCGGGAGGUCUUCGCACUUGGGAUCCUGAAUAGUACAGCUGGACAAACGAUCUCAACGAUCUCGCAGCAUCAGUAUUCAGCAGCGUUCUGCAACGGAGGCGAUUUCGGCCUGAUUUCCUUCAUGAACAAGACAACUGUUCGCGGCAAUCUGACCGUCUUUGAGGCGGACAUCGCGGCGUCAAAGGCGAACGGCCUUGCUUACGUACUGGGUGAGACCAACAGCAUCGCGUGCCACGGCGCGCCGGGCGUUAGCAACACAGCAGGCGCUGCGCUUUGGGUCAUUGACUACACGCUGUUUGCGUCAACCAUUGGUAUCGACGAGCUGUACUUCCACGAGGGCAUCGGCUACAAGUAUAACUUCCUGCAACCUGUGGCUCUGAACUAUUCGACCAUCAACGGGAGCGCGCUCGACCCUCCGGCGCCUCCACACGUCCAACCUGCUUACUAUGGCGGUCUCGUCAUCAAUACGCUCAUCGGCAACAGCGGCGCGGCCAGCAUCGUGGAACUCACCGUUGACGAAUCCGAUACGACGGGAUACGCUGCGUUCGAGAAUGGCCAGCUCACACGCGCUGUCUUCGUAAACCUCAACGCGUGGGUCGCUAGCAGCACCGGCACGCGUCCGACAGUCCACAUCGACCUCGACUUUGUCAACGGGACGACGACGGCAAAGACUGCUACAGCACGGAGGCUCGUCAUCAACUACGCAGAUGACACGCAAAAUCUCACCUGGGCGGGCCAGAGUUACGAGGAGACGGCAGAUGUCAGUCCGACUGGUCAGCUCGACCUGGAGACGAUUGAUUUGACGGAUGGCUUUGACUUGCGUGCGACCGAGGCUAUUUUACUCACUUUCUGACAUAGUCCUUGUGAUCUUACACGAUAGAUAGCUGUCGUGUUGCGCUGAAUGCAAUCGAACGUUCAGCGAUCCCACUAUGGAUUUUUCGAGGGGAAAGAGAUACCCUAAGUAAGUGGGUACUUACUUCGCACGUAUCCAAGAUAUCGGCCACCAUGGCCCGCCACUGUCCAAGCACCUCGACCAUUUCUUGGCGGUUUGGCUCAGAACACAUGCCAGGCGAUUCUCGCGAUUGACCUCUAAUACGCGCAUCUCGUGGU